Molecule: messenger RNA, 1398 nt
Organism: Eremothecium cymbalariae DBVPG#7215
Lineage: Eukaryota; Fungi; Ascomycota; Saccharomycetes; Saccharomycetales; Saccharomycetaceae
Exons: 1
Coding region: 1-1398 (465 amino acids)
Source: RefSeq, a predicted model, not a curated record
AUGUCAACCAAGCUGUCUGAGAAACCUAUCAGGAUAGCAGUGCUGGGGGGAUCCUGCACAGGUAAAACAGCGUUUAUUUCAAGGUUGACCAUUGACAUAGUUCAUGAAGUACAUUAUCCAACGAGGGAACAAACAAAUUGGCUAUUUACAUAUAACCCACAUGAUCCUGUUGCCCGAGCGAUUCUAGAUGAACGAGCACAUGAGCGAUGUUACUAUAACAAUAACAAUUCUAUAGAAGAGGCAGUUUUUAAAACCCCGAAUAUUAAAGAUGAUGUAUUACUGUCUCCUUUGAUAUACCAGAGUUUUAUAGAAGAUUAUCAUCACAUUAGGAGUUCUGUGGAGAGUGGGCAGCGAUCUUUUGACCAAAAGUUGCUUUUAAAAUCAGAUAAUCCGUACUACCAAUAUGUCCCGAAGUCAGACGACACCACUCGUAAACGUGCCAACCGAAGAGCAUCAAUAGGCUUUCAUAUGACAGAUAUAUCGCUGAAGCAUGAAAAUAAACAAGUAUUACCAUCAGUUUAUGAGCCACCUAGAUAUACAGAUAUUUUAAUUGAUAUUAUAGAUACACCGGGUUUCAAUCCAGACAUGAUAGUUCCGUUUUUAGAAGUGUCCCUAUUCAGCAACCUAGAUAAAUCAGUUCUCAGAGGUUUAGCAGACCAGCCAAGAACACCGGUUUCCACUCAAUCCAUGUUAGUUGCAUCAGGCGCGUCUGAAUUAAAUGGUAUGAUUGAUGGUUAUAUAAUAGUCUACAGCGCAAUUCCCGAAUUGAACCAUCCAGACCCUCCAGAUUAUGGCAGUUCAUCUUCUGCCCAUCACGACCAGAAUAAAUCUAUAGGGAAAACCCCCUCACCGCUUUAUAACGAGGAGAAACUUAAAAGUACACUUAUUAAAAAUGAUCUUACCACUGAUAGCUCAGAUGGCGGCUUUUCAUUAUUACAUGCUAUCAGAAGUUGUUUUCUUGAUGCAUGGACUGAAUUUCGCAAUUAUCAAAGGAGAUGGAUUCAACGGAACGAAAGUGAUGCUUAUUCACUUAACUAUAUUUUUAAGCAUUCCUGGAAAUCGGAGCAAGAUUAUAAUCAGAAAAUAAAGGCCUUAAGUUUAUUCAAUGCUCCAGUUGAUCAAAUCGAUUUAAACCCAGAAUCCCCAGACUCUCCUCCGCCAAUACUUAUCGUUUGCACCCACAUAAUGGACCCUUUGCAUUCACCUAUGUUGGUUGACUGGGGCAAAAAGUUAGCUGUUGAAUGGAAUUGUGGGUUUGUUGCCUUGGAUAGUAUGGUAGACGUUAAUGUUGAUAUAGCCAUGUCUUGCAUGAUAAGGGACAUCGUAGAGAAAGAAAAGUUAUCAAAAAAGCAUAGUACGAAGAAGAAGAGCGUAUUACAAAAGAUAAUCAAGGGAUAA